This is a messenger RNA of Teleopsis dalmanni, 3886 nucleotides long. Its product is annotated as integrin alpha-PS3. The transcript has 10 exons. Gene Ontology annotation, molecular function: integrin binding. The record is from RefSeq and is a predicted model, not a curated record. Gene Ontology annotation, biological process: integrin-mediated signaling pathway; cell-cell adhesion; cell-matrix adhesion. Gene Ontology annotation, cellular component: external side of plasma membrane; integrin complex. The coding region runs from base 181 to 3525 and encodes 1114 amino acids. Lineage: Eukaryota; Metazoa; Arthropoda; Insecta; Diptera; Diopsidae.
AUAAACGAAAAUUGCUUGUGGUUUUCAUUCUCAAGAAAGCGAAAUUAUAAUUUACGAGUAUCUUUAAGUGUUAAAUAAAAAACAAAAAGAAGGAAAAGAAGAAAGAAAAAUAUUAUUGUGUGAAAAAUUAUUAUUUUUUCUUCUUUCGUAUAAGAGUGCCAAAGUGCGUAAAAGUGUAAAAUGUACCGGCAAAUUGCAUUAUUCCUAUUUGUGCUCUGCAGUCUACAACGGAUGUCACACACAUUCAAUUAUGCACCCCUGCCCAAUUUGGUUAUUAAUUCCCCACAGAAUUUGAGAUUCUUUCAACCGCAGUGGCGUAGUUCAUAUUUUGGCUAUACCAUCGUACUCCGUGGAUCGAAUAUAAUUGUUGGAGCACCACGUGCCCAAUCAACGCUUGAGUCUCAGCGAAAUAUAAACGAAACUGGUGCCAUCUAUCGGUGUUCACUAACAACUACAACUUGUAGCCCCUAUGUAUUUGAGAGCGAUGGUAAUCGUAAGGUACCAUUUAAUGGUUAUACAGAUGAUUCUGAAAAACGUGAUUUUCAAUGGUUGGGCGCGUCAAUGGAUGGCGGUGCCAAAGAUACCGAUAAGUUGUUAGUAUGUGCUCCAAGAUUUGUAGCACCAACCUCAGACGAUUAUCUUAUGCAUGGUGUAUGCUAUUGGAUAAAUGAUACAAUUAGUCAAAAUCCAACAAAUGUUCAAAAGAUUUCACCUUUACGUUUACGCACUGAUCAGAUUAGAACAACGGACGAGGGAAAACGCUAUUAUUUUUAUUAUUUAGCCGAACAGGGCUUAAGUGCACAUAUUACCGAAAAUAAUGAAGAAAUACUAAUUGGUGCACCAGGAAUACAUAAUUGGAAAGGUUCUGUUAUACGUUAUCGUAAACAUGAUGCAACUGAGGAUCCAUCAUUAAGUCGACGUGAUACAACAGGUAAACGUGUACCACGUCAAGCGGAUAUUACAUAUUUAAGCGAUAUACCCAAUCCAGAAAAGUGGGAACAAGACAAUGAUUCCUACUUUGGUUACUCAGUGAGUUCAGGUCAUUUUGAUAGUUCUAAUCCAACGAAAGUGACUUAUGUAGCAAGUGCACCACAAGCAAAAAGUCAAACUGGCGAGGCUUAUAUAUUUGACUUCACCGGUAAUACAAUAACAAAAAAUUUCGUCUUUUUUGGUGAACAAUUUGGUGAAUAUUAUGGUUAUGCCGUUUUGGCGGAGGAUUUAAAUGGUGAUGGACUCACUGAUGUUAUUGUUUCUGCACCACAGCACCGCAAAUCUGGUUCUUUCGAUGAUGGCGCUAUUUAUGUCUAUAUAAAUAAAGCAAAUUUCAGUUUUGAGAAAAAAAUAUUGACUUCACCAGUCAGUGGCCAAGCACGCUUUGGCACUACUCUUACGAAAUUGGGAGACAUUAAUGGCGAUGGUUUCAAUGAUAUAGCUGUAGGUGCACCAUUUGCUGGUAAUGGACAAGUUUUCAUUUAUUUGGGCAGCGAGAAAGGUUUGCGUGAACAUCCCAGUCAACACUUGAAGUCACCGACAAGUGUUAGUAGUAAAUAUGGCGCCCACAUGUUCGGUCAUGGACUUUCAAAAGGUUCCGAUAUAGACAAUAAUGGCUUCAAUGAUUUUGCAAUUGGUGCUCCAAAUGCUGAAUCCAUUUUUGUUUAUCGUGCAUAUCCUGUGGUAAAAGUCAUUACCACUAUUAACUCAGAUACCCGUGAAAUUAAACCAGAUCAGAAAAGCUUUAAACUUAAAUGCUGCUAUAAAAUAUCGACUAAAUCAACGAAAGUUAAAAAUCAAGAUUUAACUUUAAAGGUAGUGGUAGAUCCACAAGUAAAACGUGUAAAAAUCGCACAAACACAAGCAAAUGAAAUGAGUUUUAAUGUGAGUGCUGGCCUACAAACGAAGUGCAGCUUACUGGACGCCGAUAUUGUUAGUUACAAUGUAGCAGAUAUCUUCAAGCCAAUCGAAUUGGAGAUUCAUUAUGAUAUUAUAAAAGGAGUGCCAAUGUCAGAAGUUUUUUGUGAAGAUUGCGUUGCUGUAGAUCCACUUGACCCCAAAGUAUUCGUAGAAAAAUUGAUCUUCAGCACGGGUUGCAAAUCGGAUAUUUGCAUAGCAGAUCUUAAAGUGAGAAGUCGCAUUGGUGCAGAUCACUCAUAUAUAUUAGGCAGCAGUCGCACUUUAUCUAUUACUUAUGAUAUAAACAACAUGGGUGAGACUGCAUAUCUACCACAAAUCAAUUUGACUUCCUCGAAUCGUAUGCCAUUCGCCAGAAUACCCUCAAAUUGUAGGGUCAAUAAUGAAGCUGUUGUUAUGGUUUGUGAUCUAAAUCGCGGACAACCCAUGGCAAAUGGUAAUUCGGACUCGAUAACAGUUAUCUACGAUGUUAGUGGUAUAUCGGGCAAAACAAUGAUUUUAACUGCUGAAGUGUUUAGUACUGGUGUAGAGCAAACACCAACAGACAAUAUUGUCAGAGAUGUCAUAACAUUGAAGGAGUACACCGAAAUUGAAGCAGUGGGAAUACCUAAAACACCAUAUAUUAAUUUGGAGAAGGUCUUCAAUACUACUGAAAUUGUAAACAGUUAUGAAAUCAAAAGUAAUGGUCCAAGUAGAGUUGGUGCUUUGGAAAUAGUUUUCAAUAUACCCAUAGCAUAUAAAGUACAAGGCUCAAGUGCUACUAUACCUAUAAUUAAUUCCAAUAAUAUUACUAUGCAAGCAGUCUAUGAUUCUCAACUGGUUGGCAUUGAUUAUUAUGAUAAUAAUACGCAGUUACUUAUGAACACUUAUGAAAUCACCAGUAAAACUACAAAAGAGAUUACGAAAGUAUUUGUAGAUAGUAUGAAUGGCAUACAUUAUGAUUCUAGCAAAGUUGGUCAUAUAGACAUGGACUUCGGGCAUAGCUCACAAGGCAAUGAUUUAGAAAAUACUGUAAUGGUUGCAUCAAUGACACGUAAACGACGUGAGCUCGCUACAAAAACUGCAACGAAGGAUCAAUAUGCACGUUUACAACAUGUGAGGGCAUAUGAUUUACUAGGUGAUGAUUUGAAGGAUAGAUGUCCCGUCAAUCGUACAAUUGUUUUCAAUUGUCAGGAUCCAACCACCACAAGUUGUAUACGUGCUGUGAUGCAUGUGUACAAUUAUAAACCCGAUAAGCCUAUUACAAUCACAAUGAAGUAUAAUGUCGAUCUCAAAGAAGUUAAUCAAAUUUUAAUUGAACCUUGGGAUUAUUUUGUUAUACACAUUGGACUGGAUAUCGCAAGAGUGGGAGACAGCGAUGGAAAAUCAAUAUCAGUUGUUAAAAAAAUUGAAUACAACGUUAUAUCGAAAUAUCAACUUUAUAGCACACCUAUUUGGGUGAUAAUCUUGGCAGUAAUCGGUGGAUUACUGUUAUUAGCUCUCAUGACAUAUCUUAUGUAUAGAUAUGGUUUCUUCAAACGAUCCACGAGAGAUGAAAUGGAUAAAUUGGUUAAUCAAAACCAAGCUGGUGCUGAUGUUGAACCAGAAGCAGAAAAUCUUAACACUGAAAGAAACUAAUGUGGCCGGACCCAUUGGCAAGACGUUUCUGUUUUGCUGCUGUGUGUGUCUUUAUUCUGUAAAUAAUUUCUGACGCGCUGUUAACUGCAUCCAAGGGACUUGCAGUAUUAAAGUUUAAUUUUAAAACAAAACCAUCACAAACUUUUAAAGUUGAUGUAUUUUAAGCGAGUAUUUAUAAUUUUUUAUUUUAUUUUAUUUUAAUUUUUAGAAGUAUUUUGAAGUGUUUUUAGUCUUAUUUAAGCAAUUUAAGCAAUGAUACCAAAUGUAACUACUUUGCAGUUAAGUUGUUCUCUAUUUCUAUUAUUUAUUUUUGAAUAGUCUUCGAUUUCCAUUAAAUGUGUUAAUUAAAAAAUUAGUUUUA